Molecule: messenger RNA, 1113 nt
Organism: Cydia pomonella (codling moth)
Lineage: Eukaryota; Metazoa; Arthropoda; Insecta; Lepidoptera; Tortricidae
Exons: 2
Coding region: 1-1113 (370 amino acids)
Source: RefSeq, a predicted model, not a curated record
AUGACGAGCAUGCUUUUUGGUGCAGCAAGCUCACCAUUCCUGGCCCAUAGCGUCAGAAAUAGAAACGCUAUGGACAACGCUGAUGAGUUCCCGGAUGCUGUGGAAGACAUCACACGUAAUCAUUACAUGGACGAUUACGUAGCCAGCUACCCGGAUGAGAAGGAACUCUUACAUCGUGCUACGCAAGUUGCGUCGUCUCACGCCAAGGGAGGGUUCCAGUUACGAGGGUGGACUUCAAACAGUGUGAAGCUACUCCAGCAGAUCCCGACGGAGUUACACGCAAGUACACCGGCACAGCUCGGCAAAGGCAAGGAAAAUAAGAUCCUCGGGAUGUACUGGAACCCUGAAACCGACCAGUUGGGUUUCAACACAACAAUGAUAAGGGUACCGGCCGAAGUGAAGGAAAUGAUACAGACGCCUACGAAGAGGCAAAUGUUAUCGGCCGUGAUGUCAGUAUAUGACCCGCUGGGGCUGUUAAGCCACUAUACUAUAACAGCAAAAGUUCAGCUGCAAAAUCUGUGGGCCAAGAAGCUGGACUGGGACUCUCCACUGCCAGAAGAGGAUAAGCGUGACUUCGAGGCCUGGCUGCGAGCUCUGGAUAGCGUCGCGAAGCUCAGGAUACCAAGAUGCUAUCUUUCAACGGGGGCAGUGGCGAGAAGGGAACUACAUGUGUUCGUGGACGCCAGCACCAAAGCAUACGCAUGCGUGGCGUACUGGCGAGUAGCCUCAAAUGGCGGGGAGGCACAAGUGAGCCUAAUCGCGGCAAAAAGUAAGGUUGGGCCAACGAGGCAACUCAGCAUACCACGCAUGGAACUUCAGUCGGCGCUCAUCGGGUCAAGGCUACAGCAGACCAUCCGAGAGGAGCAUCGUCUGACACCAGAUCAGGUCAUCAAGUGGACGGAAAUCUGCCGCGCAAUGUGUGGCCACGCGGCAUCGUCACCCAGGUGUACCCAGGACCGGAUGGUGGAAUACGAUCGGCUGACGUGCAAACCCGAGGAGGCGUGUUCCGGAGGCCCGUCACAAAGUUGGCUGUCCUACCGUUGCAACAGGAGCAGUCGCAGGAGCGUCAGCGGGGGCAGACUAUACAUCAUCCACGGCUCCGACUAUCCUUAG